AUGGAAGGAUCAAGCAAGAGAGGUGGGGGUGCGAAAAAAAGAGGUUCGGGUACGAAGAAAAAUCCCGUAAGACCCAAGACGUAUCAAAACCAAUCCUUCGUCCUACCGUUUCAACCUCACCAAUUUCAUCCCCAAACGUAUCAAACCCAACCCCACACACUCGACCCACUACUAGAAGACAACACCCUCAUCCAUCUUUUGGCAAACGCGUAUCGUGAACCACAACAAAGUCUUGAUGAGGAAGAGGAAGAAGAAGAGGAAGAAGAAGAAAAUGAUGACGUUCAAGAAAUCGUCCCAACCGUCCGACAACAUUGGACGAGCGAGGAGGAGGUGUCCUUGGUGAAUGCGUACUUGCACAUCUCGGAGAGCAAGAAACAUGCCAACGAGCAAAGAAAAGAAACGUUUUGGAGACGGGUCAUUAAUCAUUUUGUCCGACUUCCUGGUGCAAAGCAACGAAACAUGGACCAAAUGACGUCGAAAUGGACGGAUUUGAACGGGAAAAUUAAACCGAAACCCACAAAGUGGAGCGAGCGAGGCGACAAUCAUGCAAUAAGCCACCGAAGAGUAUUGCCGACUGUACAAAAAGAGGGGUUUUCCACACGUGGCGGAUGGGAAAUUGCGAGAAAUCACCCGAAGUGGGUCCCCGUUGCGUUGGUUGACAUGCGUGGUCCUACGGCUCCAAAAAAACGAGGAGGUUCGAAAAGAUCAAAGACAUCCGAUUCGGGGAACUACACGACUUCCGCGUCGGAUAACUUGCCCCAAAUGAACUUAAACGACGACCCCCUUGACGAACCCGAUCAACCCAUUGACGACCCCGUUGAAGAAGAUACACCUACAAGGCCACGACGCAAGAAAAGUGGCGAAUCGUCAAGCAAAGGGAAGGAAGCGGUGGCGGAGUCGAUCUUCAGAAUCGAAGAGGAGAAAAUGACCCAAUUCAAGAAGGCCGAACAAAGAAAAGAAACAAUGAUGUCCCUAAAAGUUGAACGCGAGCAGGCGUACAAGGAACACUUGAAAACGAUUGAAAGACAAAAUGAUUUAAAAAUCUUGCGUGAAAACCACGCCCAUCUCGACGAACCGUUCAAGUCAAUUGUCAUUCAACAAAAGCGCGAGAUUUGCGCAAAGUGGGGUUGGGAGAUGCCACCCGUUUAG
Messenger RNA from Helianthus annuus (common sunflower), 1149 nucleotides. RefSeq lists its product as uncharacterized. The coding region runs from base 1 to 1149 and encodes 382 amino acids. The transcript has 3 exons. The record is from RefSeq and is a predicted model, not a curated record. NCBI's taxonomy places the organism in Eukaryota, Viridiplantae, Streptophyta, Magnoliopsida, Asterales, Asteraceae.